UGUGCAUCUGUUCUCUCCUCAGGACCUCCAACCAUCUCCAGCACACAGACCCAUCAGGCUCCACACGGGGAGAAGGGACAGAUCAAAUGUUUCAUCCGCAGCACGCCACCCCCAGACCGCAUCGCCUGGUCCUGGAAGGAGACUGUCCUGGAGUCAGGGACAUCAGGUCGCUACACAGUGGAGACAGUAAGCACAGAGGACGGAGUGCUGUCCACCCUCACCAUGAGCAACAUCGUACCCGCCGACUUCCAGACCAUCUACAACUGCACCGCCUGGAACAGCUUUGGCUCCGAUACAGAGAUCAUUCGCCUCAAGGAACAAGGUGGGAGCCAAGGUUCUCUCCCUGUUGCUGUGAUCAUCGGCGUGGCAGUUGGCGCUUUCGUUGCUUUCAUCGUCCUCAUGGGAACCAUCGGCGCGUUCUGCUGUACGCGCUCUCAGAGAAAGAAAACAGCUCAUCCAUGUACAGAAGACGCUCACCUGGUCAUGCCUACACUGCCCACCUCCAUCUGUGCUCAGCAGAGAGAACUUGCAAGCAAAAUUAAGACAGAAAACCUCAAAGGAGUGGUAUCAGCCAAGAACGACAUUCGAGUGGAAAUCGUACACAAAGAUCACAACGCAGCCCGAGAAAACGAGGAUCACUCCGCCAUGAAACAGCUCAUGAUUGAACAGGGAGAGUUUCAGCAGGAGUCCGUUCUGAAGCAACUUGAAGUACUUCAGGAAGAGGAGAAGGAGUAUCAGCACAUCAAGGACCCAACAAAUGGAUACUACAGCGUGAACACCUUUAAGGAGCAUCAUGGCACCCCAACCACGCUGGCCGGAAACCAGACUGCAGAGCUCCGCCGAGACCCUGCCACAGCCACCACCGGCAAGCAGCGGGUUCCCACUGGAAUGUCUUUCACCAACAUCUACUCUACAUUGGGUGCCGGACCCAACCGUCUGUAUGACUACAGCCAGCGGUUCGUGCUGGGCAUGGGCAGCAGUUCCAUCGAGCUUUGCGAGCGAGAAUUCCAGCGAGGAUCGUUGAGCGAUUCCAGCUCUUUCCUGGACACACAGUGCGACAGCAGCGUCAGCAGUUACAGCAAGCAGGACGGCUACGUGCAGUUCGACAAAGACAGCAAGGCUUCAGCCUCCUCCUCGUCCCAUUACUCUCAGUCAUCAUCCCAGAACUCAGACCUCACGCGGCCACUGCAGAAACGCAUGCAGACCCAUGUCUGACUGCAGGAGAUGGACAGAAGACAGAGGAAUCCAGUGCUAGGAUUGGCCAAAGGGGAUUGAACCCCCCCCCCCCCCCCCACCCCCCAGAUGAGAAUCAGGAACCACUUCAAGCACAUAUAGCACGCCAGUUUCAUUUUAUCCUCCACUUCUGUUGCUUUUAAGAUUUCUUUGAUAUAUGUGGAUUUCCUCAAUUGUCCAGAUCUUAUUUACAGCUCUGAAAAGCCUUACCGGUUUCAGAACCUUGUCUUGGUCCUUCCAAAUGCUCUAAAAAUCUGGGCCAAAAACAGUGUGCCACAGUGAUGUUACUUGCCAACGUAAAAGGAACCUCUGAAUAGAACUAGUGUCCUUGUUGUAGUGACUUUGAAAUGGCUCGGAAUGUCCUCCUCAAAGAAAGCAUAGCAGCAUUGCUCAAAUGAACUCUUUGAAGACAGUUGAUGAAGGCUACACUUCAUAACUCUGUAGUCCAUUCACUCCUCUGCACCACUAGAGAACAAUGCUCUGUUGCUCUUGUACAUUAAAGCACAACUGUUAAAGUUGUAUGUAAGACUUCUCAAUGCCUCUACCACAGCUAGCUAAACAAAUUAUAUAUAUAUAUAUAAUUUGGACAAAAAAUGUAUGAACUGAAUUAACAACUAAUGUCUGUCAGAAUCUUUGGAUUCUGGCCCUUCUGACAAAGGUUUGUCUGACAUACAAAUGUGAGAUGUGGCUCUGAGCUGUCGGUUUACCAUGCAGAGAUGGGAUAUAUUUGUGUACUUUGUUGUUCUUUCUUUCUGAAAAUUCUUUAUUUUUAGUGUUUUAACAACAUGGUUUUAAAAUUAAUUGGACUCGCACUGGGAUCUAGGAGAAUGAUGUAAUCUGCUUGCCUUGAGUAAGACUAUUUAAGGCGUGUAGACAUUUGUGGUUGUAAGAGGGAUUUUCACUUUUUUUAAAAAACUCUUAUUUCCAAAAAGGGUUGAUUUGGGUUGGUGUGAAUAAUGCACCAAUGGUCGGAAACAAUGAUGUGUUUGAAUUUUAAAAAUACACUCGUCCUGUUGUGAGAAGUCAAAUUUUGACACACAAAAAAAAAUCUUCCUUUUGAUUCAUAAAAAAAAAACAUCUGUGCUUGUUACACAUGUUCUAGAGAUCUUUUCAAGCUGCUUGUUUCUUGCAGAGCACACAUUUUGUUAACAGUGAAAACACUGUAAAUCACGAUCCGAGUAGUUCGCUUUUUGCUCCAGAUUGAAUCUGUCUACUGUUCAUGUGGUUGGCGUUGGACUGUAGAGCAUUGAGUACUCUCACUGUUAUAAGUGAGUAAUUUGUGUACAUGUUUUUUGAAUGGAGUGUGGGCAUUCAUGCUUAAUGUAAAUGUAUGUUGUUUUAUUUUCCUUUUUUUUUUCAAUGUUUUAGUCUACAGAACUGAAAUUGCAAUUCAUGACACUACUGAUAACUCAAGCACUUCUAGACUCGACACUUGUAAAGUAAAACCACUCUUCGACCUGAAUCAGUGUGCUGGAAUCAAGCUAACAACAAUCAAGCUUCGUAUGACAUGUAGAAAGACACAAAAUACACAAAAGCCAGUGCCGUGGUGUAUGAAAAGCUGGAAACUAGAGACCAAAUAUAGUGACAAAACCUUUGGCAAGAAUAGCUCAAGACAGACAUAUUUCCAGCUGUUCUGAAACUAUAACUCUUCCAGGACUCUUCGCAAGAGACUUUAGCUUAAGCCACAGUUCCAAUGGUGCUGGCCCACGUGCUUUGCCAAAAGAAUUGGGAAAUCAUCUGCUCUAUUUCCCAAUUCAUUCUGCGUUUAGGUUAUCACUAUCCUGAGGAGAAAUAGUCAGACUGCCAAAAAAAAAAAAAAAGUCUCAAUUAUAGCAACAUGUUUCUAGUGCUAGACUAGAGUACAGCCAUUAUCUAUGUGUUGUUACAUUUAAGUGGCAUAAUCGUAUAAAAUUGCCACUGACCCCUUAUAACAAGGUUCAGGCUCAUCCCAGUACGAGUACAAACUCUGCUUGCAUCCGGUGAUACCGACACCCUUUUUCACUUCCAAAGUUUACCCGGGUUAGAUGACACUCUGAACCUACAUUUAAUUGACUAACCCCUCCAGUCCUGCCCUGUUACUGCACAAACAGACAGGGUGUGAAAGCUAUCAGUGUAUUUUGCUUAUCAAAGCUUCCAAAACUUCACUCCUCUUUUAUCUCCUCUUCAAGUCAUCACCCAUUCUUCCUUGCUCAUAAAGAUAAAUAUGACCAGACGCGAUCCCUUAAAUAAACAAGGGGGAGGAGCUGUGGCAUCUCCCACUUGAACCGCAAAGAUCUUGGUUUUAACCCAGAGGAAGAUGUGUGAUUUGUACCGACCUGACAAUCCCUCCCUUUAACCCGAAAACAAGAAACACUGCAAGGUGUGACACCGCUGAGUCAGUCGGCUCUGUAAGCACUUUACGUAUGAUUAUAUUUGUGGCAUUUCAAUGGGUUUCAUACAUGAGUGCUGUUGGAUGAGUCUAAUUUUACAAAUGGAUUGGUGCCCAUUGUGGGGCUUAAACACGAAAAGGCCUGUUUCAGUGCUGAUAAUGCAGCUCAGUCCUCACUACACUGUAUAUAAAUCCCUCAUGCUCUCUGUGUAAAUUUGCAGUUAUUUUGCUUUGUUCUUUAGUCAGUUUGAUUCAUAAAGUGCAGAAAGCAAACUGCACCAUUGAUGCUGUACAAACGAUCACUUUAUAUUUGAUAUUUUUUUUCCUCUUUCAGCAUAGCCAAUGCUAUAGCCAUAGGCAGAGAAGUGUUUCAAAUUAAAUGUCCAUAUGUUUCUUACAGUACCUUGGCCUGUCAUUCUGUAUUCCAACACACAGCAAUCCAGCUCGCAGCGUGCACUGAAUAUAGAUCCGGGGUUUCUACACCUUUUGACCAUUUUGUGAUUACUGGAGAAAUCAUUUUACUGAGACUGACCAGAAAAGGCUAUUUGCGAGGGAGAAGAAAUACCUUAAAGCCGAGCAUAACAAGAAAUAGGCUCAAUAUUGAAGAUAUUUGUGGGUGCCCUGUAAAUAUGGAAAAUGCCAAAUCAUAAUUCUCAUUUCAUAGUAUUAUCAGUUUUAAAUGCAGGAGCCGAAGUGUGAAUACUUUAUCCUGCACUGUAGUUUAAUAAGGAGAGACAACAUGUAAGGAGAGACAACAAGUAAGCCAUUUGUAAACCAUAAAAAGAAAAAAAAAAGAAAAAAUUCUCUGUUUGUUUGAAAAUCCACACAUAGCAACAAUGGCUCAACCAAUGGCAUUCGAUUGAGGGCGUGGCUUCCUGUUAGUUUGUGUAAUAAUAGAUUAGGGAAAAAUGAGAAUUCAUUUUUGCAAUUCUGUUUGGUGAUGCUGGUUGCACAAAAAAAUAUACACUUUUGCUUUAAAUUGCACACGAAGUCCGGAAUUUUUGCAUGUUAAAAAAAAUAUAUACAUUGUGUCAAUCACGCUUACACACUGCCUCCAAACCUUUCAUCCGUUAUUAAAAAAAUUGGACCCACUUUAUAUUAAAUGGCCUUAACUACUAUGUACUUACAUUUUAAUUAAUGAUUUAGUACAAUGUACUUAUUGUGUACAUACA
Messenger RNA from Carassius auratus (goldfish), 4773 nucleotides. RefSeq names its product kin of IRRE-like protein 3. Gene Ontology annotation, cellular component: plasma membrane; cell-cell junction. Gene Ontology annotation, biological process: cell-cell adhesion; synapse assembly. NCBI's taxonomy places the organism in Eukaryota, Metazoa, Chordata, Actinopteri, Cypriniformes, Cyprinidae. The record is from RefSeq and is a predicted model, not a curated record. The transcript has 8 exons. Gene Ontology annotation, molecular function: cell adhesion molecule binding. The annotation marks the transcript as partial.